Molecule: messenger RNA, 1355 nt
Organism: Mytilus californianus (California mussel)
Lineage: Eukaryota; Metazoa; Mollusca; Bivalvia; Mytilida; Mytilidae
Exons: 8
Coding region: 213-1355 (380 amino acids)
Molecular function (GO): nucleic acid binding
Source: RefSeq, a predicted model, not a curated record
AUUGCUGCAAAUUGUUUACUUCCGUCAUGGCGACCUGCACAACAUGAUGAAGAAUGGAAAAAAAAAGAAAAAGAAACUGUGAUCGUGAUAAAGUGGACUGCUUUUUAUAAAUACUGUGAUGUAGAUCUGUAAAUUAACAAUAUGAUCUUCGUCCUGGUAGCUUAUGAAGCAAUUCCACACAGAUUCUGCACAAAAAGUAGACGACAGAAAAAAUGGGAGGAAUGCUCCAUGCUGGUAUUGGGGAAACCCAGCUUAACAAUCUGCUUUCAACAAUGAAUGUACACUGUAUAGACACUAAAUCUUUGAAAGCCAGAGAACAUGAAGUUGGCCAAGUAUUGGAGAAUCAUGCAAAAGAAUCUGAGCAUAAAUACUUACUAGAAGAAGCAAUUGGGUGUUUAAAUAUUAACACAGAAAAUGAAGAAGGAAAAGGAAUCACAGUAUCAACAGACACCUGCUGGCAAAAGAAGGGUUCUGGAAGGGCAUAUAACAGUUUGUCAGAUCAAAAUAAAGGAGAUGUUGAAGGAAUGGAAAAUGGCCUAAAAGCUAUAGUAGAGCACAUGUAUGGGGACCACGCCCAUUGUAAUAGAUCAUGGUGUGGAUUUCUUAAAGACAGAGAAAAAUAUAAGCACAGUAAUUUACCUCAUGGAAAAGACUUGAGAUCUGAUUCAUUACGGACAGACCUAGAGAAGAUAUUUUUGGGGAAUGACUCAGUCAAUCCAAGGAAACUUGCAUCAUUGUCAAGCUCACAAGCAAAUGAAAACUUUAACAACAUGCUUGCUGCAAAAGCUCCAAAAGCGAAGCACUACUCCUCAUCAGCAAGCUUGGGCUACAGGGUAGAUUCUUCUAUCUUGCAAAAGAAUGAAGGAUAUGCCUAUGUUAGUGAGGUUCAUGCAUCCAUGGGACUGUCUCCUGGAGAGGAAACAAUAAAAAGAAGCUCCAAAAUAAAUAUGAAAAGGAAAAAAAACAAAGAAAAGGCAAAAACCAAAGAAGCCAAGAGAAGACGUUUCUUCUUAAAGCAGACAAGAACCUCUAAGACUGCUAGUAAAGAAAUAAGGGAAGGCAAAACUUACGAAAGUGAAAUAGGAUUCAAAUCUGAAGUUACAGACAAGGAGUCCGAGGAGAUUCCUGAAAUACAAGACAUCACAAAGAUCCCUUUGAAUGAACAAGAGGUUAUCAAAGCACCAGUAGUAAUUUUUGAUUUAGAGACAACUGGCCUCAGUAGGAAAUCUGACAUUACCCAAUUAGCAGCCUAUUCAGAAACUCUGAAUUUUAGCACUUACAUUUUUCCAUCCCAGGCAAUAUCCAAAGAAGCAUCAGAGGUCACACAAUUUUUUGUGAAUGAUUCUUGGUCAUAA